AACCAAUCGGCUCUCCUUUGAAGGGUAGGUGGGCGUGUCUACACAUCACGUGACUCGUGGCCCUCUGGAUUACGAUGAUUCUAACUCAGAUUGCGAAUCCGGCUUUCAGAUCUCGAAUCUGGGCCCGUCCCACAAGUUGCAGAUCCUUCUGGGGGUGGUUGAAUGCCGUGUUUAACAGGGUUGACUAUGAACGCAUAAAAGAUUUUGGUCCAGACAGAGCAGCCUCCGAAUGGCUUCUGCGCUGCGGGGCCAAGGUACGCUAUCAGGGAUUUGAUAAAUGGCAACAUGACUACAACGGACUUCCGUCAGGACCGUUGGGAAAAUACAAGAUACAAGCAAUUGAUGCCACUGACUCUUGCAUCAUGUACAGCGGGUUUGAUUACUUGGAUGGGCUGAAGCACUUGGAGGAGAUCAAGCUGUGUAAGUGUAUUUACAUUGAGGAUGCCUGCCUGGAGAGAAUCAGCAAGACUGAUACCUUGCAAGAAAGUCUCAGGAGGCUGGAAAUAAUAUCCUGCGGGAACGUCAGCGACAAAGGGAUCAUAGCGCUCCAUUCUCUCAGGAAUCUGGAAUAUUUAUUCUUGAGUGAUCUUCCAGGGAUCCGGCAGAAGGAGCUCACGGUAGAAUUGCUUCAGAAAGACAAGCCUUCACUAAACCUAGAGUUAGAUCUGGACUGAAACUAAUUAUCUGCUUUCUCCAUUCAUACAUAUUAAAUAAACCUGGAUUAUAUCAA
Messenger RNA from Pelobates fuscus (common spadefoot toad), 730 nucleotides. It is a transcript of the gene DMAC2L, whose product is annotated as distal membrane arm assembly component 2 like. The record is from RefSeq and is a predicted model, not a curated record. Bases 75 to 674 code for a protein of 199 amino acids. Lineage: Eukaryota; Metazoa; Chordata; Amphibia; Anura; Pelobatidae. The transcript is spliced from 5 exons.